UUGAACGUUAAACGUUCGCACGUACCGAGCAUAAAUUCCGAGUGAAAUAAAAGAGCCGGAACGAACAAAAAACAAGAAAAACGUAACCUUUUAAAACAGAAAAAAAAAAACAAAAAGAGAAAUACCCCGAACGUUUCAAAGUGGGGCGCAAAAUGGUGAAAAUCGUGAACCAACACUGUGAUCUAGGCCUGGUCCUACUCCUCGCCUGGACAUGGCUAACAAGGCUGGUGGUUUCGGCCCACCUGCCCCUCGAAGUGCCCAGCCCAUCCCGCCUGGCCGCCGAAAGGGAGGAGCAGCAGCUGUCCCAGCAGAGUGUGGGUCUCAGCUACCAGAGCAUCCACCGGAUGUUGAGGGACGAAAACGAGCCGGCCAGCUUUCGGGGGGAGCUGCGAUACCAGCAGAGGCGCCACAAAAGGGAGCUGGAACUAAAUGCUCCGGCGAACAAACUGAAUCUCACCCACCGCGACUUGAAAACCUUUAAUAGCUCUAAUGGUCAGUGGAAGGGGGACUUCCAGGUGAUCACCGCCAUGGAUCUGAGCAGCAAUCGACUCGGAAGCCUCAGUUUGGACAACUUCAAUCAGCUGAGGCAGCUCGAUUUGGGCAACAACUCCCUGGAGGUUGUACCCCUGAGCCUAGCUGACACCAACAAAUCACUUCCCCUCGUCACACUCGAUCUCUCCUGCAACAACUUCAGCCACAUCUCCACGAGCUUCUUCUCGCAGCGGUUACCUGAGCUGAAAAAUCUCAACUUGGCUCACAAUCGAUUGGUGAACAUUUCCCGGGAGUCAUUCUACAACUUGGUGGAGCUGCAAACAUUAAUUCUCAGUCACAACAACAUUUCGGACAUAGACUACGAAACAUUCCUGGCUCUGCCGAAUCUGCAGCAUCUGGAUUUAUCCCACAACCGAUUGAGUGGCUCUGCCAUACGAGCUCUACAGGGGAUUCCGGAUCUGGUCAGCCUUUCGAUUGCCUACAAUCCGGAAGUGGGGGUGGCCAUGCAGGAGUUCGUGGCCUCCUGGAGUCUCAAGGAGCUGGACGCCAGCGGCACUGGUUUGUGCCAGGUUCCCGCCGCCCUGGCCCAAUCUGUGAGGACUCUCAAGUUGGCCGACAACUGGCUCAAGGCAAUCAAUUGCGGCGACAUGGACAGCUACCCCCUGCUGCAGUACCUCGAUCUCUCGCAAUCCCGCAUUGCCCAAGUGGAGGACGACGCCCUGGGGCGACUGGAGCUUCUCGAAUCCCUGUUCCUGGAUCACAAUCUCCUAAUGCGAGUGCCCAGUAGUCUGCCGCCCUCGCUGGAGCACCUGUUCCUGCAGCACAAUCAGAUAAUGGAGCUACCGCCUCAGGUUUUCGUGGGUCUGGUCAAUUUGCAGACCCUGGACCUAUCCAACAACCGUUUGAUCUUUCUGCCCGCCCUUUCGCUGCCCAAAUUGCUCACCCUCAACCUGCAAUCUUCUGGCGUGGAGAGCGUUAGCCAAUCGAUAGUGCACACACUGCCCCAGUUGAGGGAUCUCCUGCUGGAGGACAAUCCCAUCAAAUGCAGCGAUUUGCUGGCCAUUGCCGAGUGGGCCAGUCCUUGCAGGUCGGUGGAUGUGGGUCAGCCGAUUGGGAGGAAUGCCGGUGGGCGGGUGGACUUGAAGACGGAGUAUCUGCAGUUCCACAAUUUUCACGAGAACUUCAGCAGGCGAGGGUUGUGCGGCAAGGGGAAACCGGAAGAUGACACAAAGCCACCUUCUUGCAGCCUCACAAGUGCACAAGUGGAAACACUAACAACAACGUCGGGAACUGUGUCAAAAGUUAAAAAGUCAAAGGAAGCAGACACGGCAGCAGCAGGAGCACAAAAAACAGCAGCAACACAUACGACAGAGGCAGCAGCAACAUCAACAGCACCAGCAGCAAUCCCAACAGCAACAUCAGCACACCCAACAGCAACAUCAGCACACCCAACAGCAACAUCAGCAAUGCAAUCAGCUGGCAACAGCGUUGCCCAGUUAACCACAAAAACUUUGCGGCCAACAGAAACAACUUCGUUAGAGCAACUGCAGCAGCGGCAACAAACGCCUGGCAUGCCGGCCAAAACAACAGCAAUGCCAGCCAAGAACCUGCCAAGUUUUACCCAGACAAAGGCAACAACAGCGGUUCCCAUUGUGGCAGUGCCAGCAGCAACAUCAGCCACGGCAACAGCAACAUCAGCAACUGCAACAGCAACAAAAGCAAUAAAUUCCAACGAGCCAGCGAACAUUAGUGGUGCCACAAAAACAGCAGCAACACCAACCGAACAACCAGCAAUUGAAGUGCCACAAACAAUUUUGGCUGGCAAAAAAUCUGACAAAAUGCCAGGCGAUAAGGCACAGGGGACUUUAUUAAAAUACCCACCAGCGCCAGCGACACCGGGCGACAAGGCAACCGGUCAAGCGGAAACACCGAAGCACAAACAUGCAACAUUGCAGCUGCACGUUAAGGAUAGACAUCUGAUUGGCACACCGCUGCUGAUGCACAAGGGCGAUGUCCUCUUGGUGGACGCCGAGCAGUUGCUGCUCCCCGGAACGGCCACCGUGGCGGAUGCGGAAGUCUUGGACUCCAGCCAACAGCAUCUGUCGGCGGAGCAGGAACGGCACCAGUCAGCGGCUGAGCGAGCAAUAAACGGCGACUCCAAGUCGCCGCCAAAAAGCCACAAGAAGAAGCCAUCGCUGAGCAUCAAGAAGAUGACCUACAGUACCAAACAUGCGGAGAAAAAGGCUAAGGAUGUGGGACCCACCUUGAAUCCAUUGCCACCUCAGCACCAGCACAGCAGUGUCAACACUCCCAGGGAUGCCCCUCCGGAGGAGCUCAGCACCUUUGCCCAGCUAAAAGCCUAUGUGGAGCUGAAAAGCGAAUCCAAGCCGGAACAUCUGAUGGAUCAGCGGGAGGAGAACCUGCACAAUCUCACGGGAAAUCAGCCAGGUGUCAUGUUGCUGGUGGCCUGUGUGUUAUUUAUAGUACUACUAGCAGGUUUGGCCCAUGUCUAUCGCUGUGAGCUGCCCUGGCAGAGGAGCAAUCGGUCUGGGCAACUAAGACCGCAUCAUCAGAGGCAUCUAAAUGAUACAGACGAUGCCCACAGCUUCCUGCACUAUCAGGGAUCCGUGAACUCUUCAGGAGAUCCUGCUCGCCUGCAAAAGUGGCAUCACAGCACCCGAAGAGAGGCUCCCUACAGCUCUCCGCUGCACAACCUCCAAGCUCGUGAGCUGCAACAGCAGCGAUGCCAGCAGUUCUACAGCUCGUCGCUGGCGGACAAGAGCUCCUCCACCACCACAUCCUCCGCUUCCUCGUCGGGCAGCAGUCGCAGUAGCCUGCACUCGCCCAGCCGAGAUGACAGCUACUACAUAGAGAUGGCGCCCAGUAGUCCAACCGCCUCCACCCUGCCCAGUUUACCCAUGGAGUUGCUGGGCAGCAGGAGUAGCGGUCUGGGAAUCCGGUCAGAUCGAGUGGCUGCCACCGAUCUGGGCGGCACCACAGCGGCGUCGGUACCUUCUUCGGCGGCGGCCAUCAAGUCGGUGAGCAGCAGACUGAUGGCCCCCAGUUCGCGGAGGCUGGGCAUCUGGUGACAAACCGUCUUUGGCCAGCGACAAUACGCGCCCUUUCAGUAGAGUAAAAGUGUAAGGUUUAAGGGAGCCCAACCGACAAUCGCCAGCUGCCAAAUGAGUCAAAGGGCUAGGACUUGCUUAAAAAAAUCAAUGCUUAACUAGCUAUCAAGAUGUCACUGUUUAAAAUAGCUCAGAGUCUAAGGCAUUUACACUUCUAGUAAAUUUCUUAUAAAGUCGAGUUUUUUUGAUUUUUAGAAAGUUCAGCAACUUGUCGUCUUACGAUUAUAAAAUAUCAUUAAGGAUUAGUAUUUUUCUACCGCCUAUUUUUUGGACGCUAAAAGGUUUGAAAUAAAACCGUCAAGAGAACUCCAAAAAGAGAAGCAUAAAUGCCAGCAGCUUUAUUACGUGGAGUUCCUUGGCUCCUGGCUUGAUUUAUGAUGGCUCAGUAGCCACACGCUGCAGGCCUCUUAGCGAUUCGGUUAGCAGCAACAAUUUGUCAUAAAUUCCUGUUACGAAUACGCCACAUAUAACCGGGCAAUGGCGGCAGGGCGACGAGCGUAGACAAGCGGCCAAGCCAAAUGGCCAAAUGGCCAGGGAGCCAAAUAGCCAACGCCAGCAAAGUUUUUACGAGCCAUCCGAAGCAAAGUCGAUGUCCAUCUUGCGGUCGUAUUUGGGUCAGUUUACUGGCCAAGAGACCACCGUGUGCGGCCCAGUUAACUUUAUAUAAGUGCCUGUCCGUUUGCCAAGAUUAAGUGUUUUGAUAGUCAUGCAUAUAAAAAUGAAAUAUCGAUCAAGUAUUAAAUAACAAUUUAGUUUAUGACAGAACCAAUUCAGUAAUCAGAAGUUGUGCGCCAGCAGAUGCUGAGCCAGGCGGAUAAAUCGAAGGAAAUUGGUCGAGAGUAAAUUCAAUAUGGUAGUGGAGGCAGAGCAGGGAUAUAAUUUCAUCCAAAUUGGUAACUAUGUGUGACAAAAAAAUUAGAAAAUUUAUUAUACGAAGACCUCUGAAACUCACUUUCCAGACUGUUUUUUUACAAAUAGGUAUACAACUCCAGUAAAACAUUUUCCCUAACCGCACUUUCGAGUUUCCAACUUUCAAGCCUUUUCCUUCUCCUGUUUAUUACCCUUCAAGACUUCCUGUUCUCCUAAGCUCAAUGCUUGGCCAGAUCUUAACCCACUUUUCCAGCUGCUUUAGAUGCCAGAGUUUAAAUUGCAAUCUAAUUAAAGUUUCGCCCCUGUUCCUUCGACAAUUUCCACCCACCCUCUGCGAUGGCAGAAGUGUUUUUUGCUAUCUUCGCUGGCAUCUAGCACUCUACACCCCAUUCGAAGAUGCUGGGGGAAAACCUCCCUUGGAAUCAGACCCGCACUUAACCUCAUUUUACAAAUUGACCAACACAACAUAUGGUGUAAAUCCAGCCAAAUGGCCAGACAUCUAAUCCGCCACGCCAAAAGUGAAAUGUUGUAAAACUAUUUGGGGGCUAUCUGCCGAGGCCACAUGUAUCUAACGGACAUCAAAAUAAUGUGGCAGCAAAUCAAAUUACAAGACACGCGGCUGGAUCUCCGGGGUGGCAACAUGGUUAGGGGAAGGGCCAAAGGAACGUUGGAGGAGCAUAGAACACAACAAUUACAUUAAGACACGAUAAAAAGUUGUGCAACAAUCUUGCGACCCCAACCACUGAACUGAACCGAACUACGCCGAACUGAGUAGAACUGAAGAUGUGAACACACCACCUCCACAAUCCCCACCUCCUCCAGAAGGACGAACCACAGUCAUUGCACAGCUUUUUCAACUUUUUGUGGCUUUGUAAUUGGAAUACAAGAAGAAGGCGCGUGCACACAAGCGACAGCAACAGGAAACAGUCGGAGAAAGUGAAGUGGAGAGAGCUAGAUUCGGGUUAGAAAGCACUCAGGAAAAUAAUGAGUUCUUAUGGACUCGAAUAGGGACACCCGAUAAAAUAUGAGAUUUACUUAGAUCUUGGGAAUAUUUAUUUAAACUGCAUAUCUUUAAAACUUAUUGGUAUCUUUACUUUGAUAUCAAGUUUUUUCAUAGACAAGAAUUCAUCUAAGUUUGAACUUUAAAAGUUUUGUUUAAAAAACUUAUCAAAUUUGGUUGUUCAAGUGUAAUAUUUAAUUGACAACUUGAGCAGUACAUCAAACAAACUUACAGUUUAUAUAUGGAUCAAUGGCAGAGUCAUUAUUGAUCCCUUCUUAAGAUUUUCAAAUUUUACAAUCCUCAGAUAUUUCAAAGUUAAACAUUGAGCAAUCAAUCUAAAGUAGAAAGUUCGAUACCCAAUUUUGUCGAAGUGCAGAUAGACAAAACUUUCCUUUGGGAGGGGAGGUUGGAAGGCGUUCAAGCAGAGUCCGCUUAAGCAAUUCUGAAGGAUUUAUUUUCGGCCACAAAAGCGAAAUGCCCGACAAAGCGCUCCGAACAACAAUUAAAGUAAUGCUGACCAACAACCCACGCCCGGCUGGGUGGGAUUAGGCAAUGAUGGCCGAGAGCUGGCGGGGAGUCCUUCCUCCUCUUUGGGCCUGCUCCUUCGAGUGCUCGAGUGCUCUUCCGAUGCCAGGACGCACAAAAUCUUAAUUAAGGAACUUCCACUUCCAAGUGGAAGCAAGUGUGGGGCAUUUUUUGAGCGUUUCGCACGAGGACCGGACCUUUUUAUUCGACGGCCUGCCAGCACAGCACAAAAUUCGCCUACAAAAGAAACCCUGCGGCUUGGGUGACCCAGAGAGUCCGAGGUCCGAAGUCCGGUUGGAUUUAGUCCUGGGGCAUUGUCAAAUUUAAUGAAGGUUUCCCUUUCUCGGGACUUUUUGCUUAUGACACUGGCCAGCUGGCCAAGAUUUAGCAAGUUUUCCAGCCGAGGAGUACCCAGUGAAAUGAGUUAAUUCGAUAUUUGACACUUUCGGAGCUCGCAUUCCACACAAUCUCGGUGUGUGAUGGCAUCCAGAUCCGGAGGACCCUCGGCUUUUGUCUCCCUGCGCAGUUAAUAAAGUUGGUCCGGGCCAGAACGUAAUUAUUUGCCUGCUAAAUGGCUUUUGGACGACAUUUGGGGACCGUAAAUGGGGGCGAUUUAGAAAAUUAUGUGAAAAUAAGUUGCCUUUUGUUUGGCCAUUGGCCGCUGGGCAUUGGCCGUUGGCCGUUGGCAGUUGGCGGUUGUUGGGAUCGUAAAUAACGCUCAUAAUUGGGCAGACUCGAAAAGUGGUCGACGGCGGUGGCGGGAGAAGGCAAACAGAACUCGAAACAAACAUCUCGGCCGUAUGGAUAGCAAACAAUAAUUAAACUUAAUUGCGCUGUACAUUGAAACGUCAAACUGUAAAUUAUAGUUAUUAACAUUUACUUGUAGCAAAGUUUACUUGAACUAACAUCUCAACUCUGAAUAUUGCAUGUACAAUUUCCAUAGAGUGUGUGUUUAAAAUUUACCAAAAACCAAACAAGGAUUUAAAGUAAAAUAGAACAAAGCGACACAAAGCCAGGAAAAUACAAUUCGAGUAACGUUAAUAUUUGCAUUUAAUUUGUCGAAAAUCAAAGUAAAAUGCGAUAAAAACCCACAAUAACAACAAAACUAAUUGCCAAAUAUUUGACGUACAGUUUGUAGCGUUAGCCAUUAAAACCCUUAUAUGUACGGUUACAUAUAUAAAUAUAUAUUAUAUAGAAACAAAGAAGGACAAAAAAAAAAAACAGAUACAUUCUAGCGUAAAGCCGAGCAAACAAUUAUUAAACAAAUACUUCUAUUUACAAAAAACCAGCAAAUAUUUAGUUAAGCCAAAAUGACGCGCAGCAUUUUAAUUAAACAACAUAAAAUCGAGAAAUCGAGAAAAUAAACAAAGAAUAUUCCCCAAAAAAAUAUCUGCUGGAGGAGAAGUUCCAAAUAUAUAUACACAUAUAUAUAUUAAUGUUAGAUUUAGUGCUGCCAAAAUUGUAGCGUCAAGGGUUGAUAAAACAAACUAAAGGUUACAUGGAUGAAGAUUAAAAAUAACAGUAGUAUUAAGCGAAAUGUAUUAUUGAUAUAGCAAAUAUGGAUAGCAAUUAAAAGUGUAAAGAUAAUAUGGCAAACAUUUUAUGAAAUCUUCUCGAAAAACCCAACACAAUUUUAAUGCAAACAAAAUAAAACCGAAAAAAUGUGAAAAUAAUAAAAUUGAGAAAUUUAAUUUGAAAG
Molecule: messenger RNA, 7714 nt
Organism: Drosophila biarmipes
Lineage: Eukaryota; Metazoa; Arthropoda; Insecta; Diptera; Drosophilidae
Gene: 2mit
Product: mucin-5AC
Exons: 2
Coding region: 153-3581 (1142 amino acids)
Molecular function (GO): protein binding
Source: RefSeq, a predicted model, not a curated record